GUUUGUAAAGAGUCUAUUAGUUAGUUAACCAUUAACGACGUUGCAAGAUUGUGAAGAAUUUGAAGGGAACCAACAAGAUUAGAGAACGGAAAAAUGCGCCAAUAAGGAUGUGCCUCGUUUCCAAGUGCUGUAUAAUGAGUUAUGACCUCUUCGCCGUCAUCCGUUUGUCAACACGACGCCUUCCGACGAAGACAAAUAUCUCCUAAUCUCUUCUUCUCACCGCCAAAGCCAACAAAGAUCAAUUCACAAAGUCUCACUUCCAUGGCUACUAUGAAUCUAAAGCGUCUCUUUUUCUUCCUCUUCUCGACCUCAUUGCUCCUCCACGAAUCUACCGCCUACCCUGCUACUGCCAGUUCCAUUGUCGAUCCCUCCAAAGUCAAACAGGUCUCAUGGAAGCCAAGGGCAUUUGUGUACCAAGGGUUUCUCACGGACUUGGAAUGCGAUCACUUGAUCUCCCAGGCGAAAUCGGAGUUGAAGAGAUCAGCAGUUGCUGAUAAUUUGAGUGGGCAGAGUACGCUGAGCGAAGUUCGAACCAGCUCUGGUAUGUUCACUUCAUUCCCAAGGGAAAGGAUCCGAUUGUUGCUGGCAUUGAAGAAAAGAUUGCAACUUGGACUUUCCUUCCAAUAGGUUUGCCAUUUUCCCUAAUCAUACACGAUCGAUUUUUGUGUAUCCCUCAUUUCAUUCUUUGGUUCAAGUGCUUUACUUUGGCUUGUGGUAAUGUGAUGAUGAACUUAAACCAGUGAUCUUAGGACUAGCCAAAUGGUUGUUGUUUCAAUUCAGGUUCAUUUUGUAAGACAUAUUUGACUAGUGGAUGUGUUGUAAAUUGUAUAAUUUAUCAGGUUGGUUAUUACUUUGGGACUUCUAUAUAUCUUUCUUUAUGGUGCCUUUUUCCUUGUAUACUUGUAUUAGGCAUAUAUAAGUGGUUCUUCAGCUUCAUCAUUUCUCUUUCUUUCUCAAACAAUGGGGGAGGACAUUCAGGUGUUGAGAUAUGAGCAUGGGCAGAAAUAUGAUCCUCAUUUUGAUUACUUUGCUGAUAAGGUCAACAUUUUCGUGGUGGACACCGUGUAGCAACUGUGCUCAUUUACCUUAGCGAUGUUGAGAAGGGCGGCGAGACUGUGUUCCCUUCUGCAGAGGAACCUCCACGUUGUCGUAGCGUUGUGAAAGAGGAUCUCUCUGAAUGUGCUAAGAAAGGAGUUGUAGGCGAGCUUGUAUAGACGUAACUUAAGUGCCUUGGUGGUCAUUAAACUAUGAGUGCUUGUAGUUAAAGGAUCACUGACUUGAAAAUCUUAGCAUUGAACUGAAUGGCUUGUGACAAAGCAUUGAUUCUGUCUAAGUUAUCGAUAAUUUGACUAAGUCAACAUGCCAAAUAGUUUUGACAUGCCACCCCGCCCGGUUAGGAAGCAUCCCCACGCAACUUCCACACCCUUUUCCAACUUGAACGCAAGGUUUGUGGGCUGGGGUCGAGUUGGGGGCCAUGUGACCUAGCCCUUCCAAACUCGUGGAUGGGUUGGUCAUGUGCUUUUGCUUGUAAGGUUGGGAGUAUGGUUUGUGGGUUAAGACCAAGUGAUUACUGGGGUGCCGAUUAGGGUGAUUAUGGUCGCAUGGCGAAUAUAUUUGGCAUUUGCUGACUCAUCGGUACUAAUGGCAAUUUAGAUGGAAGGAAACUGAUUGACUGUUUUGUUGCAGUCUUGCAGAUCACAUAGUUAGUGACUAUUCAGGCUUUAAACUCGUACAAAAUGAUAUACUUGAUCUAUACAGAAUAGGUCAUUAUGUUGUCUCAAUUUGUUCUGUGUGUCAAUAACCUUUCCCCAAAGUUUCUGCAUCUCAUCAUCUCAGCUCACUAAUGUCUUAAACUAUAACACUGCAGUGAAACCACGAAGAGGAGAUGCACUGUUGUUCUUCAGCCUCCUCCCAACAGCCAUACCGGACACCAGCAGCCUCCAUGCUGGUUGCCUGGUGUCGAGGGUGAGAAAUGGUCCGCAAUAAAGUCGAUCCACGUGGACUCAUUCGACAAGAAUUUAGAGGUUGUUGGUGGGAACUGCACAGACCAAAAUGAGAGCUGUGCAGCUCUGGGGGGUGCACGAAGAAUCCCGAGUAUAUGCUGGGUUCAGCUGAAGGAGCUGUAAGGCAUGUUAGGGAGAGAGAACCCCCACCACUGGCAUCACUUCCCCCUUUGUAAUCUAGACAUGAGGUUGUUUCCCUCCUAUAAUCUUUUUUUGAAGGUGACAUCCUGUUUCUAUGAUGAACCUCAAGGUUGUUUGUUGUAGAAAAAUGUUUGUAGAUUGUGUUGGAUCCUCCCGUUUUGCUUACUUUUGCUGGAGUUUCUAUCAUACAUGACGAUGUGUAUAAGGAUGGUACACGAUUCAUUU
Linum tenue is the source of this 2369-nucleotide messenger RNA. Lineage: Eukaryota; Viridiplantae; Streptophyta; Magnoliopsida; Malpighiales; Linaceae. The record is from the annotation of a GenBank genome assembly.